Panicum virgatum (switchgrass) is the source of this 1767-nucleotide messenger RNA. RefSeq lists its product as uncharacterized. NCBI's taxonomy places the organism in Eukaryota, Viridiplantae, Streptophyta, Magnoliopsida, Poales, Poaceae. The coding region runs from base 1 to 1767 and encodes 588 amino acids. The record is from RefSeq and is a predicted model, not a curated record. The transcript is spliced from 4 exons.
AUGCCGCCGUCCCCGUCACCGCCGCGGCCGCCGGGGCAGCCACCGGAGUUCAAGCACUUCUGCCGGGUGUGCAACAAGGGGUUCACGUGCGGCAGCGCGCUCGGCGGGCACAUGAGAGCCCACGGCGCCAGCGACGUCGACGGGUUCGGUGCCGACGACGACUCGCUCGGCGACGAUGCGUCCGCGCCGCGGUGCCGCGGCGGCUCGGAUGACCAGUGGGACGCGGUGGGGACGACAUCGGCAGCGGCGGCGACGCACGCCUACGCGCUCCGGGCGAAUCCGAACCGGCUGAUCAGGAGUUGCCAGGUGUGCAAGAACUGCGGGAAGGAAUUCACGUCGUGGGAGCUUUUCCUCCAGCACGGCAAGUGUAGCUCGGAGGACGAGGGGGACGAGGUGCAGCUCGAUGGAUCCCGCGGCUCGCAGCGCUUGUUGUCGCCCCCGUCCGACGGCGACGGCGACGAGGAUCCCGCAGUGGCGGCAGCCGCGUGGUCGAAAGGGAAGCGUUCGCGCCGCGUCAAGCUGAUGACGAUCGGGGGAGGAGAGGACCAUUCCGCCAUGGCGUCAUCUCAACAGGACACGUCAGGAGAGGAGGAGGACCUCGCCAAUUGCCUUGUCAUGCUCUCCUCAUCCAACGCUGGCCAGACAGCAGUUACCCGCACCGACAAGCAGGAGCGAUGUGCAUCGACUGCGGCUAAGGAAGGUGACGGAGGACCGGCAUUGCAACUGCAGCCAAUCUCCUUUUUCAUCCCACCACCGGAGCCGCCAAUUGUGGCGUUGCCCUCAGCGGCGGCGCCGCCGCCACAGUGCAUCACGCCCUCAUCGCGCAACCUGUUCGAGUGCAAAGCCUGCAAAAAGGUGUUCACCUCGCACCAAGCUCUCGGCGGGCACCGAGCCAGCCACAAGAAAGUAAAAGGCUGUUUUGCGGCCAAGUUCGAAAGCAAUGCUAGCGAGCCAGCACGCCACUCAUCAGCCGUAGGUGGUGAUUCCAACAAUAUCACCAGCGUAAACACGGAGGCUAAGACAAGUAUUUACGCUACUGCUACCAGUGAUCUCGACACCAAGACAGCAGGGACAAGUGAGGUAGCGGCAUCACUGUCGAUGUCGCUCGCGCCCAUUGGGCACAGCUCACCGGUCACCGCGCUCACCGUCGCAGCAGCACCAUGUAAGAAGAACUCCAAGAUGCACGAGUGCUCGGUGUGCCACCGCCUGUUCACCUCCGGGCAGGCGCUCGGAGGUCACAAGCGAUGCCACUGGCUCACCUCGAGCACUGCGGACCCCUGCAACCCGGUGGCCAACAUGAUCCCACCUCUAACGGAAGACAUCGUCGGGGUAGUCAGGCACCAGCUCACCCUCCGGCAAAUGGCGGUGGACACGGCGCCGGAGCCGGUGCUCGACCUCACCAUCGCAGCGAGCCCAGCAGCACUAGCCGCUUCGGUGGCGCGACCCGAGGCCUGUGGUAGCAGCUCGUUCCAUCUCCAAGCUCUAGCGCCAGUACAUCUACAGCCGCUGGCCGUCGCGGUACCUAGUACCGGCAGCCACCGGAAAAAGACUACGGCGACGAGCAGCCACCACGCCGGCGACAAGGCGGCGGAGGACGACGAGGCGGACAGCACCGCAGCCAAGAGAGCUAAGCUUAGCGAUCUCAAGGACGUGGUGAGCAUGGACGGGGAGCCCACGGGGCCGUGGCUCCAGGUUGGCAUUGGCUCCUCGUCGGCUGGAGGUGAUGACAAGAGCCGGGAGUGGGGGGCAUCAUCACGGCUUGGCUGA